This is a messenger RNA of Coregonus sp. 'balchen', 20436 nucleotides long. The record is from the annotation of a GenBank genome assembly. Lineage: Eukaryota; Metazoa; Chordata; Actinopteri; Salmoniformes; Salmonidae.
GGGAGUGAUUGAGUGAGCCGCUACAAGUCUAUCAUCUCGUUCAUUUCUUAUGAUUAGUGGGGGUGUCUGCCAGAAACGAUGUUUCAUCCUCACGAGGGCCAAGGUAAGUUUUUAAAAUGUAUAGAAAAUGUAGUAUUUAUAACAGAAAAAUGCUUUGGGUGAGUAGGACGCGUGCGGGUUGACUAUUAUUAAAGCACACACUGCAGACCAGAGUUAGAGGAACGGCCAUAUUUCAAAGGCUAGGAAAAGUAACCAUGUAUUUAUUUAACAGUGCCUAGACAACCAGUCUAUUUCUAUAGAAAUACGUCAGCUGUUGUAGACUACUCCAUAGUGCUGAGAGGUUAGUGCUUUUUGAGGUCGGUUCCGUUUUAGAUGAUAAAAAAAGAUAAAAUUGUUUUCGAUUUCAGUUUCGUUUUGAUUCUAUUUUUUGAAAAGUAGGCCUGCAUUAUGUGGGUUGAAUGCUGCAACCCUGAUGAAGACAGCUUGUCUGUCGAAACGUUGGUUAUUAGGUUAUGAAAUGAUUGCCACUGAGCUCUUAGAGGGUGCGGCCCUCCCUUUCUGUUUCAAGUGUUUUACUCAGUUAGCCAGCACCUCGCCUAAACAGGUGUGCGUUUCUUUCGCCUCCAUAUGGAAUGCUGUAACAAACAGAAUAAAACAACUAAUACAAGUGGUAGUGACUCCAUUACUGCUAUAAACUAGGUGGUUCGAUCCCUGAAUGCUGUGGUAUCUCAGACCUUUUACCACACGUAUGACAAAACAUUUAUUUCCACUGCUCUAAUUACGUUGGUAACCAGGUUAUAAUAGCAAAAAGGCUCCUCGGGGGUUUGUGAUACAGUAUAUGGCCAAUAUACCACGGCUAAGGGCUGUGUCCAGGUACUCCGCGUUUUGUCGUGCAUAGGAACAGCCCUUAGCCGUGGUAUAUUGGCCAUAUAUAAUGUUUUAUUUGAUUACUUUAUUUAAUUCCAAGUCAUCAUCUCAUCUCUAUUGAGCUGCUGCCUAUGUUGUCUGACAAAAUCACUAUUUUACUAUCAAUCACUUAGAUCAUGUAUUUUCAGGUAGAGAUACCUCAUGAAGUAACUGCUCUUUAUCCCUCUUGAUCGUGCAUUAUUCUGUGUCUUCUCCAUGUCUGCCCCUCACUAACCUAACCAGUGGAGGCUGGUGGGAGGAGCUAUAGGAGGAUGGGCUCAUUGUAAUGGCUGGAAUGGACUAAAUAGAAUGAUAUCAAACAUGGAAACCACGUUUGACUCCUUUCCAUUGAUUCCAUUCCAGCCAUUAAAAUUAGCCCGUCCUCCUAUAGCUCCUCCCACCAGCCUCCACUGAACCUAACCUAGCAGUCAGCAGACAGCCCUGAAUGUCGAGCCCUGCAAGUCUCUUUAGCUAAUCAACCCCUGUACACGUGUCAAAGAAAUCUCCACCUACUGGAGAAGACAGAUUUUGGGCCCGGUAAUCCCCCUUGCUUCACCUCUUCUUCUCUGGUGUGACUCACAAAUGUCAGUUAAUGACUGUAGCUCUCGCCUUCGGCCAACCAGUGUAAUUUUGUAAAUGACAUAUUUCUAUGGCAAGACGAAUCAUUCACCUACGUUUCGUCAGGUGAAUGAUGCGUCUCUUCUUCUCUGGUUGUGAUUCACAAAUGUCAGUUAAUGACUGUAGCUCUCGCCUUGGGCCAACCAGUGUAAUUUUGUAAAUGACAUAUUUCUAUGGCAAGACGCAUCAUUCACCUACGUUUCGUCAAGAUCGGGCCAGUGCUGUCUGAGAUAUUGCGUGUGACUAACGUAUGAUCCACAGUCCCCUCCCUGAUUUCAUGGUGGGGGACAAUAAGAGGAAACUAAAUAAUGGCUGUGUUUUCUCCCUACUGAACACACACCUGGUAUUCCUUUCCACCAUAAACAGGUUUCCACAGGCCCUUUCCACGGUACAGUAUUAUAUCACUAGCAGGGAUUCUGGGGGAAAAGAACAGCUGCAGCCCUACGGCUCACGAUCCCGCAAGUUGUUUUUAGAUCUAUGCAUACCUAAACCAUACAGCGCCUUCUGAAAGUAUUCACACCACUUUACUUUUCCCACAUUUUUGUUGUGUUACAGCCUGAAUUUAAAGUUGAUUAAAUAUAGAUUAUUUUCUGUAACUGGCAUACACACAAUACCCCAUAAUGCCAAAGUGGAAUUAUGUUUUUUUUUUUAAUUUUUACAAAUGAAAAGCUGAAACAUCUUGAGUCAAUAAGUAUUCAACCCCUUUGUUAUGGCAAGCCUGAAUAAGUUCAAGAGUAAACAUUUGCUUAACAAGUCACAUAAUAAGUUGCAUGGACUCUGUGUGCAAUAAUAGUGUUUAACAUUAUAUUUGAAUGACUACCUCAUCUCUGUAUCCUACACAUACAAUUAUCUGUAAGGUCCCUCAGUCUAGCAGUGAAUUUCAAACAUUGAUUCAACCACAAAGACCAGGGAGGUUUUCUAAUGCCUCACAAAGGACACCUAUUGGUAGAUGGGUAAAAAUAAGAAAAGCAGACAUUGAAUAUCCCUUUGAGCAUAUUGAAGUUAUUUAUUACACUUUGGAUGGUGUAUCAAUACACCAGUCACUACAAAGAUACAGGCGUCCUUCCUAACUCAGUUGCCGGAGAGGAAGGAAACUGCUCAGGGAUUUCAUCAUUCUUUUUAUUUAACCUUUAUUUAACCAGGUGGCGGUCUGUGUAUAUUUGUAAACGACAGCUGGUGCACGAAAUGUAAUACUAAGGAAGUCUCUAAGUUUUGCUAGCCUGAGGUAGAGUAUCUCAUGAUAAGCUGUAGACCACACUAUUUGCCAAGAGUUUUCUUCUAUAUUUUUCGUAGUUGUCUAUUUACCACCAUAAACCGAUGCUGGCACUAAGAUUGCACUCAAUGAGCUGUAUAAGGUCAUAAGCAAACAGGAAAAUGCUCAUCCAGAUGCAGCGCUCCUAGUGGCCGGGGACUUUAAUGCAGGGAAACUUACAUCCGUUCUUCCUAAUUUCUACCAGCAUGUUGAACGCGCAACCAGAGGGAAAAAAAACUCUAGACCACCUUUAAUCCACACACAGAGACGCGUACAAAGCUCUCCCUCGCCCUCCAUUUGGCAAAUCUGAUCACAAUUCUAUCCUCCUGAUUCCUGCUUAUAAGCAAACACUAAAGAAGGACGCACCAGUGACUCGGUUAAUAAGGAAGUGGUCAGAUGACGCAGAUACCUAAGCUACAGGACUGCGUUACUAGCACAUAUGUUCCGGGAUUCUUCCGAUGGCAUUGAGGAGUACACCACAUCAGUCACUGGCUUCAUCAAUAAGUGCAUCGAUGACGUCGUCCCCACAGUGGCCGUACGUACAUACCCCAACCAGAAGCCAUGGAUUACAAGCAACAUCCGCACUGAGCUAAAGGGUAGAGCUGCCGCUUUCAAGGAGCGGGACUCUAACCCGGACGCUUAUAAGAAAUCCUGCUAUGCCCUCCGACGAACCAUCAAACAGGCAGAGUCAAUACAGGACUAAGAUUGAAUCGUGCUCUGACGCUCGUCGGAUGUGGCAGGGCUUGCAAACUAUUACAGACUACAAAGGGAAGCACAGCCGUGAGCUGCCCAGUGACAUGAGCCUACCAGACGAGCUAAAUCACUUCUAUGCUCGCUUCGAAGCAAGCAACACUGAAGCAUGCAUGUGAGCAUCAGCUGUUCCGGAUGACUAUGUGAUCACGCUCUCCGUAGCCGAUGUGAGUAAGUCUUUUAAGCAGGUCAACAUUACCAGGACGUGUACUCCGAGCAUGCUCUGACUAACUGGCACGUGUCUUCACUGACAUUUUCAACAUGUCCCUGACUGCGUCUGUAAUAUCAACAUGUUUCAAGCAGACCACCAUAGUCCCUGUGCCCAAGAACACUAAGAUAACCUGCCUAAAUGACGACCAACCUGUAGCACUCACGUCUGUAGCCAUGAAGUGCUUUGAAAGGCUGGUCAUGGCUCACAUCAACAUCAUUAUCCCAGAAACCUUAGAUCCACUCCAAUUUCCAUAUCGCCCCAACAGAUCCACAGAUGAUGCAAUCUCUAUUGCACUCCACACUGCCCUUUCCCACCUGGACAAGUGGAAUACCUACAAGAGAAUGCUAUUCAUUAACUACAGCUCAGCGUUCAACACCAUCGUGCCCUCAAAGCUCAUCACUAAGCUAAGGACCCUGGGACUAAACGCCUCCCUCUGCAACUGGAUCCUGGACUUCCUGACGGGCCACCCCUAGAUGGUAAGGAUAGGUAACAACACAUCUGCCAUGCUGAUCCUCAACACGGGGGCCCCUCAGGGGUGCGUGCUCAGUCCCCUCCUCUACUCCCUGUUCACCCAUGACUGCAUGGCCAGGCAUGACUCCAACACCAUCAUUAAGUUUGCCAACGGCACAACAGUGGUAGGCCUGAUCACCGACAACGAUGAGACAGCCUAUGUGGAGGAGGUCAGAGACCUGGCCAUGUGGUGCCAGGAUAAGAACCUCUUCCUCAAUGUGAUCAAGACAAAGGAGAUGAUUGUGGACUACAGGGAAAAAAAAGAGGACUGAGCACGCCCCCAUUCUCAUCGACGGGGCUAUAGUGGAACAGGUUGAGAGCUUCAAGUUCCUUGGUGUCCACAUCACCAACAAACUAUCAUGGUCCAAACACACCAAGACAGUCGUGAAGAGGGCACGACAUUGCCUAUUCCCCCUCAGGAGACUGAAAAGAUUUGGCAUGGGUCCUCAGAACCUUAAAAAGUUCUACAGCUGCACCAUCGAGAACAUCCUGACUGGUUGCAUCACCGCCUGGUAUGGCAACUGUUCGGCCUCCGACCGCAAGGCACUACAGAGGGUAGUGCAUGCGGCCCAGUACAUCACUGGGGCCAAGCUUCCUGCCAUCCAGGACCUCUAUACCAGGCGGUGUCUAAGGAAGGCCCUAAACAUUUUCAAAGACUCCAGCCACCCUAGUCAUAGACUGUUCUCUCUGCUACCGCACGGCAAGCAGUACCGGAGUGCCAAGCCUAGGUCCAAAAGGCUUCUUAACAGCUUCUACCCCCAAGCCAUAAGCCAUUUGCAUUGUCCACCCCACCCAACCCCCUCUUUUACGCUGCUGCUACUCUGUUUAUUAUCUAUGAAUAGUCACUUUAACUCUACCCACAUGUACAUAUUACCUUGACUAACCGGGUAAAAGAGCACAUUGACUCAGUACCGGUACCCCCUGUAUAUAGCCUCUCUACUGUUAUUUUAUUUUACUGCUACUCUUAAAUUAUUUGUUGUUUUUAAUUUUUUACUUAACACUUUUUUUCUUAACUGCAUUGUUGGUUAAGGGCUUGUAAGUAAGCAUUUCACUGUAAGGUCUACACCUAUUUUUAUUCGGUGCAUGUGGCAAAUAAAAUUUGAUUUGAAUUCACCUUUCAGCAUGACAAUAACCUAAAACACAAGGCCUAAUCUACACUCGAGUUGCUUAGGGGUGUGAAUACUUAUGUAAAUGAGAUUUCUGUAUUUCAUUUUCAAUAAAUUUGCAAAAAUGUCUAAAAACAUGUUUUCACUUUGUCAUUAUAGGGUAUUGUGUGUAGAUGGGUGAGAAAAAAAACUUUGAUUUAAUCCAUUUUGAAUUCAGGCUGUAACGCAACAAAAUGUGGAAUAAGUCAAGGGGUAUGAAUAAUUUCUGAAGGCACUGUAUACAGUAUCUGUAGCAUAUAUCUAUAGCAUAUCAUACAGAUGUAGGACCCAGUAGGAGCAGUCCUCCAAAGGAAUGAGUGGAAUUCUACAGUAGUUCAAUUGAAAGGUUUCAAGGACAAAAUUACAUGUAUUUAUUAAUUUUUUUAAAUGUAUGUUGUUGUAGUGGGGACAGUAACAUUAGUUAGUAAUUAGUACUUUCUGAAAAUGAUACUUUAAGGAUUUAAAAAUAUAUAUAUUUCAUUUUUUAUUUGUGUUCAGGUCACAUAAUAUAAUUUUAAAAGUAUGCAUUAAUUGUGUCUGUAAUAGAAUAAACGUGUCAAAAACGAAACUAGACAUCAAUAAAUGCAUUUCUAUAGCUUCCUAAAUAUUUUUUACAAUUGUUGCAGUACCAAGAUGGCUGAGCGGUGGCUUCAACACAGCGCCCCCUGUCAGUCAUCCAGGGUUUAUACACGUCACUGGUUGCAACUAGGGGUGUAACGAUUCGUUUUAACAACGAUUCGAUUUGUAUCACGAUUCGUGGUUGUCGAUACGAUUCAAGGACGAUAUUGGUUCAUUUAGAACGAUACGAUCCGAAACGAUUCAGUGACUUGAAAUCGAUUCAGUAACCUUUUAGCCAAAAAUUCAACCAGUGUGACUGAAAUAAAUACCUGGUAACCAGUUGCAUUUUAAUGGCUGGCAAUAGUCUUGAUAUUUUUAACAGUGUUUCAUGCCUCCAUGCAGACCAUCUGGUAUUAUGAAACUUACCCAUACCUACGUUGACAGCAGCCCCGUCUGUGCACACAGCGACCAACUUUGUCCAGUCAUCCAAGCCUGUGUCCUGGAAAAGUCUCACAAGUCCGUCUGUUAUGGCCUGUGCGGUUCGGUCAGCACCCAAUUCAAUCAGUCCAAUAAAGUCCGAAGUAAACUCUCCGUUGCUGGACACAGACACAAUGUAAACUAUUUCCUGCUCAGUUUUUGUGAUGUCCUCAGAUCCAUCAAAAAGCAUUCAGUAAAGGAACAUCCUCAGAAUAGGAAGACAUGGGACGUACGUGUUUAGCUUUAUGGAAAGAGAAAAAUAUUAAACAGAGCUUGCCGCUGUUCUUCAUUCAGCUUGUCUGGCAAGUGGGCGACUGGACAUUUAUUCUCGGCUAGCUUUUAGCAAUGGCUUGCGCCACAUUCGUGUGCUCCUUGCUCUUUUCAUGUUUGUCAAAUAAAGGAUGGUUGAAAUUCUUUGAGCCUUUAUAAAAUGCACCUGUUUUGUCUGCUAGAUGUGGAUUUGAGCGGCAAAUCUUGCACCACAUUUCAGUGCGCUCAUCGUUAGCUUCAAGCCACUGCACAUCUUGGAGCCACUUUUCCGAAAAAAGUAUUUUCUUCGGCUCUGGCUCCAGUUGGCGUUUCUUUGUAGGUGGCGAAACGCCAAAGAAGCUGUAAUGUCUGUUGCUUUUUGGACAUCCCUGACAGUAGGUGACAAGAAACAUGACAUGUGUAAGGUUAGAUGAGAAGAUCGGUCAAAUACUCAAAGGCACGUAGUAACACGAGUAGCAUUACACAUUCCUGAUUUUUGUCGCGCUUGCGUAUCUGCGUACCAGUUAUGUGCACCCCUGCAUAUAAAGUCUGACGUGCUUAAAUCCAAUGGGUUAUUUCCUAGUAUCGAUACAAUCGAUUUAUUACAUUUUAAAACGAUGUUAGAUCGAUAUGUUGUCCAAAAGGCCAACUCGCCGAGCACAGAUCGAUGUAGUUGGAUCAUAUGAAUAUAAAUCGAUACAUCGAUGUAGUAGAUGGAUCGUUACACCCCUAGUUGCAACCUGUGGUUAUUUUUACUGCCGAACCCACAAGUCCUCCAAUUUAGGUAGUGUUAAAUACCUACAACCAGAAAUAAGGGUUACUGUACGUUCGUAUGUUAGCCACACGCGAUAUUUACAUUUUAGUCAUUUAGCAGACGCUCUUAUCCAGAGUGAGUGCAUACAUUUUUUUUCUUCAUACUGGCCCCCCAUGGGAAUCGAACCCACAACCCUGGCGUUGCAAACGCCAUGCUCUACCAACUGAGCUACAUCCCUGCCGGCCAUUCCCUCCCCUACCCUGGGCCAAUUGUGCGCCGCCCCAUGGGUCUCCCGGUCGCGGCCGGCUACGACAGAGCCUGGAUUCAAACCAGGAUCUCUAGUGGCACAGCUAGCACUGUGAUGCAGUGCCUUAGACCACUGCGCCACUCGGGAGGUAUAUCAGACACCACUGGCCCAAUUUUGACAAAACUUUGGUGAAGCUGUCAUCAAGGCAAAGGGUGGCUAUUUGAAGAAUCUCAAAUAUAAAAUAUAUUUUGAUUUGUUUAACACUUUUUUUUGGUUACUACAUGAUUCCAAAUGUGUUAUUUCAUAGUUUUGAUGUCUUCACUAUUAUUCUACAAUGUAGAAAAUAGUAAAAAUAAAGAAAAACCCUUGAAUGAGUAGGUGUGUCCAAACUUUUGAUACUGUAUAUCACCAGUAGUACAUUUACUGUUAAUUCCUAUAAUUUCUAAUCUACAAUGUUUGUUACUUUAGUUAGGCUAUGGUCAUUUAUUUUAAUACAUUCAAUAAUAUUAUUCCAGUCUUCCCAUUCUAAUUGUCGGAGUGGACACAUUAAUUGCAGAGUGCACAACCUGCUACACUUGUGAGAAACAAGUUUUGGCUUAUUUCAUUCCAUUUACGAGUUUUGUCAAUUUAUUCAUUGUCUUUUGUUUGGAGCGCUCCAGUCAAUAUUGAGUAAGGACACACACGCAUAGAAGCAGGCCUAUAGGCUACCUGGCCUACGCCCAAAUGUAGGCAUAUAAAUGUGCCCAUUUGGGGAUCUGAUAGUAUUUCUGAUUGGCUUAACGCACCACCGCGAAUUACUACUCAUAGUAAUGAUUUCUUCACCUCCAAACAGCAAGCAAACGAAGUGUGUUCUUACAUCCAUUGUGAAUUAUAAUAGUUCCUCAAUGUAUUUGAAAAAUCUUUUUAGCUCUCUCCCUUUCAAUAACCACUCAGCGUGACAGGGAAACAUGUCAUGCUCUGAUCUAGUGGAAACGUCAUAAAAUAGGCCUACCUGAUUACUUCUUAUCAGUGCUUGACCUGGACUGAAAUAGGUUCCGGUACUCAUUUUGGGUGCUGGUACUGUUUUAUUAUUUAAGUCAGGAGCUCCACAAUACUUUUGAGCUAAGAUUCUAUAAGCGGAACAGGAGCUCAAGCGGUAGAACAUUUUAGGUGCUGGUACUCAGCUCCGGUGAGCUCCUGCCCAAGUCAAGCACUGCUUAUUAUCCCUUGCGCAAAUAGCCUACAGCUGUGUCUGUCCCGAGCUCACUGGCGCUGAAAACUCUCAGGGCUCAGAAUAUUUUAUACAAUUUUUGUAUUUGUUGGCUUUAUGUAGGCUAUUUUUACAUAGUUGGCAAUAAAGUUACUUUUUAGGUUUGUAUAAUUUUCAUUUAGAUAGCAUUUUUAUUAAUCACAUGACAAUGUUUUGAUAUGAAGACGUUAUUAUAAAUUAAAUUAAACAGUUUAACGGAAAUUUGGAUAUGAAAAUCAUAACUGGCACGCAGAUCGGUAGAAAUGGUAAGAUAAAUUGGCAUUCCACAUGAGAAAGGUUGCCGACUCCUCGUGUAGCCUAUUACCGGCAACUUCAAGAGAGUAAUGGCAGAAUCUGCGAAAGCCAGCAGGAGCAGGAGGAGAAUAGUUGGGUCAGGUUUUCUUCUUCUGGUUAUCUAGAUCUCUGGCGCCCUCUUGAGGCUUUUGUCUUAUUUCAUCAAACCGUAAGCUUAAAGCAUCAGACAAGCUCAAUGCAUAUCGUUUAUUUUAUUAAAACACAUAGUGGGUGUUUAUAUAUGGAAAAAUACACAUUUAAAAAUUUCAACCAAUCAAAGAACAGACUAGUUUCGGUCGACCAAGAUUUUUUUGGGGUCGGGGACAGCCCUACUUAUCACUCUACAUACAGUUAAUGAAGACAACUUCUGAUAAUGCAUUGGACUGGUGGGACUGGAUUACAGUUGAUGUGCUUUGUUACAGUAUGUGUGUCUUUUACGCUGCCUACUUAACUAAAACUAAAGCCUUCUUUCAAUUAAGUACUGUUGACUCCUCACUCCUGAUAAAUGUAUGAACUGUUGUGAAUGAAUGAAUGGUUGCCAAAACACAGGACAAAAACCCAAACUAAGGCUGGUUUUCUAUCUUUCAGCCCUAUAUGCCCCUGCAGUGCCCGCCCCAGGCUCCAUGGCUCCCCCAGCUACCAUGUUUGGCAACGUACCAGGGUACGAGGGCACUUUGGCUGGCGGAGGAGGUAGGAGUCGUCGUCAUCAGAACCCUCUAAAGAUACUCAAUAUCAUCAUCAUCUUGGCUAUUUAUAAUGUCUAAGAUUCUUGAAAACAUUUGGGGUGUAAUUAUGAAUUUUCUUGUGAUGUCCGGCACGUUUUCAGUCUCGUAUUAUGAUGUUAUGUCUAUUGAAAGUUUAGAGAUGAGCAAAAUGUAAAAAAAAAUCAUACCUUAUGAAGUCAUCAAGUAGGAUCCCUGAGAUCAUUCAUACCAGGGGGAAAACAAUAUGAUUAAUCACAGAUCAAGAAGUAUCAGUAUGCUCCAGUUUCAUAUUCAUUGAUUAAGUAUGUAUGAACAACCUAAUGCCUUUGUGUCUCUAUAGGUGGAUAUCUCCCCCCACCGAUGCCCUUACACCCGACCCGGGAUCCAGAGCCUGCACCCGUACCACAAGACUGGAAGUAUGGACCCAUCAAUAACAUAACAUUACAUUACGACAUGGAUAUUAAGUUUAGAUUGAUGUUCCACACACGCGAGCACGCAAUCACGCACGCACGCACGCACGCAAUCACGCACGCACGCACCCGUCCACCCACACCCACACACACAGAGUAAUGGAUUGCUAUAUUCAUUGUUGAAUGUGGAGGUAAUGUAUUGUAUGCUAUUUGGCAGAAGCUUUUAUCCAAAGCGACUUACAGUAGGGUACAGUGAGUUCGUACAUGUGUGAUUCUUGCGGGAAUCUAACCCUGGGAUUUCUUGCACCACGGUGUAGAGUGAUAUUGGCCCUAGGUGCUUUGUGAUUUCCCUACUAGUGGUAAAGGUUAGGAUUGUGGGGAGGGGAAGCUGAUCCCGGAUCUGUACCUAGGGGAAACUUGACCCCGGAGCAUGCCAUAUACAGUGAGGGGAAAAAAGUAUUUGAUCCCCUGCUGAUUUUCUAUGUUUGCCCACUGACAAAGACAUGAUCAGUCUAUAAUUUUAAUGGUAGGUUUAUUUGAACAGUGAGAGACAGAAUAACAACAAAAAAAUCCAGAAAAACACACGUCAAAAAUGUUAGAAAUUGAUUUGCAUUUUAAUGAGGGAAAUAAGUAUUUGACCCCCUCUGCAAAACAUGACUUAUUACUUGGUGGCAAAACCCUUGUUGGCAAUCAAGGAGGUCAGACGUUUCUUGUAGUUGGCCACCAGGUUUGCACACAUCUCAGGAGGGAUUUUGUUCCACUCCUCUUUGCAGAUCUUCUCCAAGUCAUUAAGGUUUCGAGGCUGACGUUUGGCAACUCAAACCUUCAGCUCCCUUCACAGAUUUUCUAUGGGAUUAAGGUCUGGAGACUGGCUAGACCACUCCAGGACCUUAAUGUGCUUCUUCUUGAGCCACUCCUUUGUUUCCUUGGCCGUGUGUUUUGGGUCAUUGUCAUGCUGGAAUACCCAUCCACGACCCAUUUUCAAUGCCCUGGCUGAGGGAAGGAGGUUCUCACCCAAGAUUUGACGGUACAUGGCCCCGUCCAUCGUCCCUUUGAUGCGGUGAAGUUGUCCUGUCCCCAUAGCAGAAAAACACCCCCAAAGCAUAAUGUUUCCACCUCCAUGUUUGACGGUGGGGAUGGUGUCUUGGGGUCAUAGGCAGCAUUCCUCCUCCUCCAAACACAGCGAGUUGAGUUGAUGCCAAAGAGCUCGAUUUUGGUCUCAUCUGACCACAACACUUUCACCCAGUUCUCCUCUGAAUCAUUCAGAUGUUCAUUGGCAAACUUCAGACGGCCCUGUAUAUGUGCUUUCUUGAGCAGGGGGACCUUGCGGGCGCUGCAGGAUUUCAGUCCUUCACGGCGUAGUGUGUUACCAAUUGUUUUCUUGGUGACUAUGGUCCCAGCUGCCUUGAGAUCAUUGACAAGAUCCUCCCGUGUAGUUCUGGGCUGAUUCCUCACCGUUCUCAUGAUCAUUGCAACUCCACGAGGUGAGAUCUUGCAUGGAGCCCCAGGCAGAGGGAGAAGACAGUUCUUUUUUGUUUCUUCCAUUUGCGAAUAAUUGCACCAACUGUUGUCACCUUCUCACCAAGCUGCUUGGCGAUGGUCUUGUAGCCCAUUCCAGCCUUGUGUAGGUCUACAAUCUUGUCCCUGACAUCCUUGGAGAGCUCUUUGGUCUUGGCCAUGGUGGAGAGUUUGGAAUCUGAUUGAUUGAUUGCUUCUGUGGACAGGUGUCUUUUAUACAGGUAACAAGCUGAGAUUAGGAGCACUCCCUUUAAGAGUUUGCUCCUAAUCUCAGCUCGUUACCUGUAUAAAAGACACCUGGGAGCUAGAAAUCAUUCUGAUUGAGAGGGGGUCAAAUACUUAUUUCCCUCAUUAAAAUGCAAAUCAAUUUAUAUUUUUGACAUGCGUUUUUCUGGAUAUUUUGUUGUUGUUGUUCUGUCUCUCACUGUUCAAAUAAACCUACCAUAAAAAUUAUAGACUGAUCAUUUCUUUGUCAGUGGGCAAACGUACAAAAUCAGCAGGGGAUCAAAUACUUUUUACCCUCACUGUAGGACUAUCCUUGUGAAACCAGACAGAAUGCUAUGCUCUCGCUUCGUUUGUGAGAUCAUUCUGGUUUAACAAGGCUAACAUAAUUUUGGAACAAAAUUCUCUCAGGCCUGGCAGUGAAGUUUCCCAAAGGUACAGAUCUAGAAUCAGCUUCCGCCCUCUAAUCCUAACCUUGAACAUUAGUGGGGAAAAUGCUAAAAUGACCCAAGAUCAUUCUCUUAGACAAUGUUGAGUGUUUUGCUUUGUCGUCAUGGCCUACUAGUCUAGAUGAUCAUGUCCUUGUUCAUUGAUUGAAUCUAUAGAGGACAGGGCACCAUUAAGGGCUUUCUAGACACUGAAGUGGCAGUGGAUUGAUUUUCAAUAGAGCUGGGCGGGGGGGGCGGAAUUCUAUCCAGGCGGAUAUAAUUAUUGACCAGUACCUGAGGGCCCUACAACAUGAGGUCUUGUCUUGACUAACUUGACCAGUACCUCAGGGCCCUACAACAUGAGGUCUUGACUAACUUGACCAGUACCUCAGGGCCCUACAACAUGAGGUCUUGACUUGUCUUGACUAACUUGACCAGUACCUGAGGGCCUUACAACAUGAGGUCUUGUCUUGACUAACUUGACCAGUACCUCAGGGCCCUACAACAUGAGGUAUUGUCUUGACUAACUUGACCAGUACCUCAGGGCCCUACAACAUGAGGUCUUGUCUUGACUUAGUCUACUUGACUGAUUCUUAGUUUUUGCUGCUAGUGGAGCAAAUGGCUCAACAGUAGCCUGGUCCCAGAUAUGUUUGUGCUUUUGCUUACUCCAUUGUCAAACUGUUGUGCAUAGCAAUUCUAUAAGGAGUUGUCAAGAGAGCAGAAACAGGCACUCAGGCUAGAGCAAAGGGUCUCAACAAUGCAUUACCAGCGAACCCUGUUCUGAGGUGUCGUCUUGAUGUGGGUUAUUUUCUCUCACAUUGUCUAGCAUCCCCUCCCUCACUGAAGAUGUGGCGCGGGAGCGUUUUAUAAUGUACGCGUCUGGUUACUGCUGCUAUAGCAAUGCCCCUGCCAAGGAUGGAGUGAUCACUAACAUGCAGGCGUUUAACACCUAUCGGGUAACAGACGAAUCCCAUCUUCUCUCUUUUUUUUCUCAAAACAUGAAUGAUGGACAGUACAGUACAUGUGUUUAUUAUAAUGAUUUAAUUUGUUUGUUAGAAUUAAGUACAUAAUACAUUUAGAAACACAUUAAAUUGUAAUUUUGUGUUUAUUUUUCUUGCUUAAAGAGGACAAUAUGUCCGGUGGAGCUACUGGUAUGCUCUCAUAGCUCAACAACAACAACAACAACAACACAAUAAUAGGGAAAAUAAAAUGCUGCCUGGUUGUGCUUAUUGUGUUUUCACUGUCCACAGUACCGCCUGGAGACAUUCACGGAGUCCAGAUCUACAGAUUGGACCACCAAGCCUUAUGCAGGUAAACUACACUACCCAUAAUGCUCCCUACCAGUUCUUCGUUCAUCCCCAGACCUUGGUUCUUUCAGAUACUUUGAGAGCGUUUUGAUUGAGUUGCCUGGAGUGUCAGAUGGGCGGGGUUGGCACUUCUGGGACUAUGCUAUUGAUACCGUCGUGCCAGGCAAGCUCAGUCAAGUGCAGGGAAAACUAUUUGAAAGAAAAACGAUAUUAUUUGAACCCAGGUCUGCUUAUAGUCAUUACCAUCAGUCCUUAUAUUAUUUCACAUUCACAUUUACAUUUACGUAAUUUAGCAGACACUCUUAUCCAGAGCGACUUACAAAUUGGUGCAUUCACCUUCUAGCCAGUGGGAUAACCACUUUACAAUAUGUUUUUUUUUUUCUUUUUUCUUUGGGGUGGGGUAAGGGGGGGUAGAAGGAUUACUUUAUCCUAUCCCAGGUAUUCCUUAAAGAGGUGGGGUUUCAAGUGUCUCCGGAAGGUGGUGAGUGACUCCGCUGUCCUGGCAUCGUGAGGGAGCUUGUUCCACCAUUGGGGUGCCAGAGCAGCGAACAGUUUUGACUGGGCUGAGCGGGAACUGUGCUUCCGCAGAGGAAGGGGAGCCAGCAGGCCAGAGGUGGAUGAACGCAAUGCCCUCGUUUGUGUGUAGGGACUGAUCAGAGCCUGAAGGUACGGAGGUGCCGUUCCCCUCACAGCUCCGUAGGCAAGCACCAUGCUCUUGUAGCAGAUGCGAGCUUCAACUGGAAGCCAGUGGAGUGUGCGGCGGAGCGGGGUGACGUGAGAGAACUUGGGAAGGUUGAACACCAGACGGGCUGCGGCAUUCUGGAUGAGUUGUAGGGGUUUAACGGCACAGGCAGGGAGCCCAGCCAACAGCGAGUUGCAGUAAUCCAGACGGGAGAUGACAAGUGCCUGGAUUAGGACUUGUGCCGCUUUCUGUGUAAGGUAGGGUCAUACUCUGCAAAUGUUGUAGAGCAUGAAUCUGCAGGAUCGGGUCACCGCUUUGAUGUUAGCGGAGAACGACAGGGUGUUGUCCAGGGUCACGCCAAGGUUCUUUGCACUCUGGGAGGAGGACACAAUGGAGUUGUCAACCGUGAUGGCGAGAUCAUGGAGCGGGCAGUCCUUCCCCGGGAGGAAGAGCAGCUCCGUCUUGCCGAGUUUCAGCUUGAGGUGGUGAUCCGACAUCCACACUGAUAUGUCUGCCAGACAUGCAGAGAUGCGAUUCGCCACCGGGUUAUCAGAAGGGGGAAAGGAGAAAAUGUAUUGUGUGUCGUCUGCGUAGCAAUGAUAGCAGAGACCAUGUGAGGAUAUGACAGAGCCAAGUGACUUGGUGUAUAGAGAGAAUAGGAGAGGGCCUAGAACUGAGCCCUGGGGGACACCAGUGGUGAGAGCACGUGGUGCGGAGACAGAUUCUCGCCAUACCACCUGGUAGGAUCGACCUGUCAGGUAGGACGCAAUCCAAGAGUGAGCAGCGUCGGAGAUGCCCAACUCGGAGAGGGUGGAGAGGAGGAUCUGAUGAUUCACAGUAUCAAAGGCAGCAGAUAGGUCUAGAAGGAUAAGAGGAAAGGAGAGAGAGUUAGCUUUAGCAGUGCGGAGAGCCUCCGUGACACAGAGAAGAGCAGUCUCAGUUGAAUGACCAGUCUUGAAACCUGACUGGUUUGGAUCAAGAAGGUCAUUCUGAGAGAGAUAGCAGGAGAGUUGGCUAGAGACGGCACGCUCAAGAGUUUUGGAGAGAAAAGAAAGAAGGGAUACUGGUCUGUAGUUGUUGACAUCGGAGGGAUCGAGUGUUGUUUUUUUGAGGAGAGGUGCAACUCUCGCUCUCUUGAAGACGGAAGGGACAUAGCCAGCGGUCAAGGAUGAGUUGAUGAGCGGGGUGAGGUAAGGGAGAAGGUCUCCGGAAAUGGUCUGGAGAAGAGAGGAGGGGAUAGGGUCAAGCGGGCAGGUUGUUGGGCGGUCGGCCGUCACAAGUCGCAAGAUUUCAUCUGGAGAGAGAGGGGAGAAAGAAGUCAAAGCAUAGGGUAGGGCAGUGUGAGCAGGACCAGCAGUGUCAUUUGACUUAAUAAAUGAGGAUCGGAUGUCGUCAACCUUCUUUUCAAAAUGGUUGAUGAAGUAAUCCACAGAGAGGCAGGAGGGAGAGGGAGGAGAAGGUGGCAAAGAGCUUCCUAGGGUUAGAGGCAGAGGCUUGAAAUUUAGAGUGGUAGAAAGUGGCUUUAGCAGCAGAAACGGAGGAAGAGAAUGUAGAGAGGAGGGAGUGAAAAGAUGACAGGUCCGCAGGGAGUCUAGUUUUCCUCAAUUUCCGCUCGGCUGCCCGGAGCCCGGAGGGAGAAGGAUUUAGCAGAGGGAAGAGAUGAUAGGAUGGAAGAGGAGAGAGUAGCGGGGGAGAGAGAGAGUGAAGGUUGCGACGGCACAUUACCAUCUGAGUAAGGGCAGAGUGAGUAGUGUUGGAGGAGAGCGAGAGAGAAAUGGAUACAAAGUAGUGGUUGGAGACUUGGAGGGGAGUUGCAGUGAGAUUAGUAGAAGAACAGCAUCUAGUAAAGAUGAGGUCAAGCGUAUUGCCUGCCUUGUGAGUUGUGGGGGACGGUGAGAGGGUGAGGUCAAAAGAGGAAAGGAGUGGAAAGAAGGAGGCAGAGAGAAAUGAGUCAAAGGCAGAUGUAGAGAGGUUAAAGUCACCCAGAACUGUGAGGGGUGAGCCAUCCUCAGGAAAGGAACUUAUCAAGGGGUCAAGCUCAUUGAUGAACUCUCCAAGGGAACCUGAAGGGCGAUAAAUGAUAAGGAUGUUAAGCUUGAAUGGGCUAGUGACUGUGACAGCAUGGAAUUCAAAUGAGGAGAUAGACAGAUGGGUCAGGGGCUCCACGUGGGUCGUGCGCGCAGGGACCACCAGAUUAGAGUGGCAGCAGCCACGUGGUGUGAAGCGUUUGUAUGGCCUGUGCAGAGAGGAGAGAACAGGGAUAGACAGACACAUAGUUGACUGGCUACAGAAAAGGCUACAGUAAUGCAAAAGAGAUCGGAAUAAAUGUAACUAAACAUCUGGGGAAGCGAGAGAGCGGGGCCUCCCUCACUUACCUUUCACUGAAACACUCAAAUAUAACUCUCCCAACUUCCACUUUAGAAAUUAUAAUUGUUGUAAACUACAGCGGUUCAAUGUUUUCUAGGAAUAGACUCUAACUUAGUUUAUUCAGCUAGCUAACUUGGUACAGUACAGACUUCUGGAUCCAUAAGGACUCAUCAGUCCUUAUGGAUCCAUUCAGGAUCUCAUCAGUCCUUAUGGAUCCAUUCAGGAUCUCAUCAGUCCUUAUGGCUCUGACCAUAACUUGUGUUUCCUGUACCUGACAGGUGAACCAGCAGACUUCUACACGCAGACCGCCCCCCGGCCGUGGGAAAUCCCAGUGACGGCUCCCUCCCUGUUCCAAAACCAUGAGGAGAACAUAAAAGUCCCUUACACUUCAUCUAAGCAGGUGUUUGUCUGUCUGUUUGAAUCACAAAGGGUUGUUUUCUAUUGUCACUGUUGACAGAUGAUACUGUGGGUCAUUGUAUUCCAUGUGUGACUAUCAUUGGGCUCCCGAGUGGCGCAGCGGUCUAAGGCGCUGCAUCUCAGUGCUUUGAGGCGUCACCUAAAGACCCCCUGGUUCGAUUCCAGGCUGUAUCACAACCGGCCGUGAUUGGGAGUCCCAUAGGGGCGGCGCACAAUUAGCCCAGCGUCGUCCGGGUUUGGCCGGUGUAGGCCGUCAUUGUAAAUAAGAAUUUGUUCUUAACUGACUUGCCUACCUAAAUAAAGGUAAAAUAAAAUAAAAAUUGGCCAGGAAAGGACAGAUUAGUCAUACUCUAUUUUAGGACUAGAUCAACAAGUAAUCUACAAGAGAAGGUUUGAUGACACUGUCUCUGUUUGUGCAGCCCUGCCACACUUGCAGUGCCUCUGGGAAGAUGCCCUGCCUUGAGUGCAAUGGGUCUGGAACGGUAAGCACGUACACGCGCGCACACACACACACACACACACACACACACACCUCGUUACAAUUAUUCAUUGGUUCUUCAUUUAGAAAGUGUGUUGGGUCUGCAAUGGAUCUGGCAGUCGGGGAGCAGAGAGUCCCUGCACCCACUGCAAUCAAAGAGGACGUGAGAAGUAAGUCAGUCAUUCAUUUCAACAUAAUAAUACAAUGACAAAAUACUCAAAGACAAUCUGCCUCUUGAAGGUGUACAGGACAGACUUCUAUACAGACGUAUCUUAUUGACUUGAUGUUGUUUGUGUCUCUAGCUGCUCUAAGUGUAAUGGUAAAGGGAAUAAAGAAUGUGAGACCUGCAAGGGAAAGAAGCAGCUGUUGACCUACAUCAACCUUAAAGUCGAAUGGUGAGUCGUUGGGAAUUUUUUAUAAAAAUUAUAAACUCAUUAAGAGAUUUAUAAUAAAAGUACAUCUUUUUUUAAAGAAAUGUUUUUAUGAAAUUGUCAACUUUGAAAUAUGUUGUUACUAAAAUUGUAAACUUAGUAAGAUAUUUUUAGUAAAAUGUUAAACUUAUGAAGAUUAUAUUUUUUUAAAUAAUUUUGUUUUUACAUUUUUGUACUUAUUAAGAGGUUUAUAGUAAACAUUUAAACUUAUUAAGAUUUUUUAUAAAAUUGUAAACUUAAGAUAAUUGUUGUAAAUAUUUUAAACUUAAAUUAAGAUAUUUUUAGUAUAGUUAUAUACUAAGAGAUUACAUUUAGAGACACUGAACAGAAAUCAUUGAAUAUACAAAGUUGAUUGUACUGCAACGCGAUAUGAACAGUUCCUAAUUUGGAUUCACAAUUGAUCGGUUUUUGUUUUUUAAUUUAAGUCGAAUGGUGAGUUGUUAUGAGGUACACAUGUUUUUGUAAAUUAUAUAUUCUUAUUACGAGAUGAUGGUUUGGAAAGGCUGAAAUGAUCAUAAAAUGUGGUAAACAAAUGGUGUACCACUGCUUUAUUAUUUCAGGGAGGACUAUGUUGUUAUUCAAGAAAGGAUAAUGUUGAGGCUUGUUGUUAUUUCAGGAAGGACAAUGUUGAAGACUAUGUUGUGGAGCAGAACAGUGGGCUGGAGGUUGACAAUCUGAGCGACGUGACGGGAAAGACGCUCUUCAAAAACGCCCAGUACAUGGUAAGGAAGGAACGCAACAUGUUCUGCAGUCGAUCCAGACUGAGGUGUAUUCAUUAGUGAACACUGUAGCAAAAAAAAAAAAAACGCUUUGCAAUGUAAAAUGUUUUGCAACAAAAACAAAACAUUUCUUAUUGGACAAGUUCAGUCCCUGCUUUACAAGGUUAGUCCCUCCUGGAAACAAUUUAACCAUUCUCUUUGCUCCCCUGCUUAACUACAACUUCUGUUUUAAGAACUAAACAGAACUCGACAGCUUUUACACUCGUGACAGAGUGUUUAGAGUAAACGGUUUUUAUUUCCAAAACAUUUUGCUACGGUGCAAAACGUUUGCCCUUUGUUAGGUUCCCCUUGUAAAACUAUGCAACACAUGAUGUGACAUGUGAGUGUGACAUUUUUGUCUUUUUUUUUCUAUUGGUUAAAAAAUCAUUUUAUGGUUUCUGACAUAUUACUGUAAUGCUGUGUGUGUGUGUGUGUGUGUGUGUGUGUGUGUGUGUGUGUGUGUGUGUGUGUGUGUGUGUGUGUGUGUGUGUGUGUGUGUGUGUGUGUGUGUGUGUGUGUGUGUGUGUGUGUGUGUGUGUGUGUGUGUGUGUGUGUGUGUGUGUGUGUGUGUGUGUGUGUGUGUGUGUGUGUGUGUGUGUGUGUGUGUGUGUGUGUGUGUGUGUGUGUGUGGCACCAUCACAAUCCUCUGUUCAUCAGCUGUAUCCAGUGCAUGGCUUUCCAGAUCCAACCGUAUCCCAGGCUUCAGACCGUUUGGUUAGAGAACACCAGGCUAAAUACUCCCAGAACUCACGCAUCCUUCAACAGGUACAAUAUUCGUUACGGCAGUGGUUUUUCAAACCCUCUCCUCUGGGACCCGCAGCCUUUCCAUGGAUUUUGAACUAUUCCAAAGCUAGCACACCUAAUUCAACUUGUAAACUAAUUAUCGAGCUCUUGACUAGGUGAAUCAAGUGAGCUAGUUCAUGACUACAACUGAGGAGUGGUUUGAGAACCACUGUGUUACAUUAACGGGUACAGAAAGAUUAAACAAGCGGAAGUUAUGAUAUUUGUACACGGGAUAUGACAACAUCUGUUAGCCCUAUAUUUCUUGACUUAAACCCUUUUGGGGGCGGUUUUCCGGACACUGAUAAAGCCUAGUCCUGGACAUUAAAAGCAAACUCGAUGGAGAAUCUCCAUUUAAAAUGCGUUUUAAUCCCGGAUUAGGUUACAUUUGUGUGCAGGAAACCAGGAAGCCGCCCCUUUGAGCCUCGUGCUGCUUAUUGAUGAUCACCUGACUAUCAACCAAUAGGAUCAAUGGUCUUGCUCUUCUGUUUCAGCAACAAACCAUCGAGUUGAUCCCCAUCACCAAGGUGACCUACAAGUGGAAGGGAGGCACCCAUGUUUACUAUAUCUAUGGGAACGAACACCAGGUCAAAGUUCCUAAUUACCCUGCCACCUGCUGCUGCUCCAUUAUGUAACCAGUCAGUCAGCCAGCCAGCCAGUCACUUAACCAUACCCUUUUUGGUGGAUGUGUCACCAGGCCAGCCCAGUACAGCUUGCCUUGACUCGGCUUAGUUC